AGCAUGGCGGCCCUCUGCAGAGUCAGGUUGCAGGCUCUUCGAUGAACUGUUGGAGUUUAUUAAUACAUUGGGAUAACUGCCUGCCUUCUGCUCACCACAACGCCAUCACUGUACUGUCAGUACUCAUUUUUUAAGGCCAGUAUCUAUUUUUUAAGUGUUUCGAAGAUGUAUCGGCGCGGAGCUGCAAAGAGGGACCACAACAACAAACCAGCGAAGAAGGAUGUGAGCGACAGCGACAAAUACGCCGACCUGCUUGUUUUCGGCUAUGCCUGCAAACUGUUCCGGGAUGACGAAAAGGCUCUUUACCACGAAUAUGGAAAGCAUCUUAUCCCAUGGAUGGGGGACAAGAGCAUCAUGAUUGAUAGGUCGGUUGAACAAACUUAGACCGAAACCUUAUGCUAACCAUCUCUGCUAGCCUGUUUCAAAAUUCAAGGGACAAGUCGGAUGUUUUAUGCCGUAAGCUUUGGAAAACCUGUACAUGACAAACAAUGAGAUGCUUUCUUCCUGCUAACUUGUCUUAUGAUGUCUUGAACUUUCAACAAAUGUUGUCUGAUAUCUACAAUAACAUGCUAACAUGCAGAUGGCUAAAGUUAGCCUCAACAGGCCUAUAAAUACGCAUGCGCACACUGAAAGCAAAACUAAAAUGGAAAUCAAUAAAUUAUUUUUCCAUAUUUGAACUAUUUUGUGUCCUUUUUAAAGUAGGCUUUGCAUUUUAGCAUGUUUGGAGAACUUCCUGUGGAGAUAUCAGUUUUAUAUUGAAUAUUUGCAUUAAAGUUUUGCCUAACUUUAUAUUUUUUUCCUGUCAUUUUCUUCUUGCCUUAAAUGUUGAGGUGUUUCAAAUGCCUUGUUGUAUUUUGCAACAUUAGAGCAAAAUCUAACCGGAAUGGGUCCCUGUAAUCAAGGUGGUUCAAAAUAUUAAUCUGGUUUGUGCUUUCACUCAGUUAAAAAAUCACCUUUUUUAAAGUGAAUAUAUAGGUAAUAUGCUUUAUAUAGAAAACACUAUAGUUUCCCAUAUUUUAAACAUUUAAAUCACCUUGGUCUGCAGUGACCCAGCUUAUAUUUCAUUUGUGCACAGUUUGUAUGUGUGUCUUUAUCACAUAACCCGGUUUUUCCCCAGCAAGUUAGGCUUAGGGGUCCUUCCAAACCCCGAAUGCCCUCCACAGCCUCCCAUUUCUUUGUCUCCAUGAAGAAACUACAACAGAGCGAUGCCGUAGAGGGACGAACCUUGGAAAAUGUCGUCCAUUUGGGUUCUUACGGAUAGAUACGAUGGCCGUGGUCACUUACAUGACCUGUCAGAGUAUGACAGCGGGUCAUGGAAUACAUCCUACCAGCUGUCAGAAGAGGAGGCCAGGAUUGAGGCCCUUUGUGAUGAAGAGAGGUACCUGGCUCUGCACACUGACCUCUUAGAGGAGGAGGCUAGACAAGAGGAAGAGUACAAACGACUGAGUGAAGCUCUGGCCGAUGAAGGGACUUACAACGCGGUGGCCUUCAAAUACAGCGCCGACUACUACGACCCCUCACAGCCCACAGAAGAGGAGGAGGCCAACAGGUUGUCCGAAGAGGCAGAGCCUGCAGAGAGUGAAGAACCAUUUGUUGCUCCCCCAGGACUUGAUAUCCCUCCAGACGUCGAGCUGCCGGCAACCGUGAAGACCCACAACAUCAUUGAGAGGACAGCCAACUUUGUGUGUCAACAGGGAGCUCAGUUUGAGAUCGUGCUAAAAGCAAAGCAGGCUGGUAAUUCCCAAUUUGACUUCCUGCGCUUCGACCACUACCUGAACCCGUAUUACAAGCACAUUCUGAAGGCCAUGAAAGACGGCAAAUACAAAGUGGCCUCUACUGGGAAGCAGGAACAGUCACAAGAGUCAAAUUCUGAUGAUUCCGAUGAUGAUUGUGAUGGCAACUACCUCCAUCCCAGCCUUUUUGCCCCCAAAAGGUGCUCCCGCCUGGAGGAGCUGACUAGGCCUCUCAAGGUAAUGGACCCUGAUCAUCCGCUGGCUGCACUCGUUCGGAAAGCUCAGCAGGAAAGAAACGGGGUGGCCCCUGUGGAAACCAAACCAGAGGAGGCUCCAACCAGCACACCCAUCCAGUAUUCUGCUGAGCCUGUAAUGUACUAUGGCUACUACAUGCUACCAGAUGGGUCGUGCUGCUUUGCCCCUCCCCCCCCAGGUGUCGAUGCCACCUCAUACUAUAGUAGCAUCCCCCCAGCUGCUAUGGCAGCCCCUGCUUCUGCUGAAGCUUUGCAGCAGGUAAGGACUGCCCCCACACCCGCUGAAGCUGUCACAUUGGCAGCUCCUGCUCCUGCUGCAGCGGCAGCUCCUCCUCCUCAAGUCUCCAGCUCCACGCCUCCUGUCAACGCAUCAGAGACCAGCUCAAAAGUUGAACCCUCGGUCUCCACAUCAGCGACACAGGCUAUCGUUCCUCCUCCACCCGACAUCCAGCCCGUCAUCGACAAGCUGGCUGAAUAUGUGGCAAGGAAUGGGGUGAAGUUUGAGGCCAGUGUUCGCGCCAAGAACGACCCCCGGUUCGACUUUCUGCAGUCUUGGCAUCAGUACAACAUCUAUUAUGAGUAUAAGAAGAAUUACUUCAUGCAAAAGGAGGGAAGAGGCUUGUCAGAGAACGGCAAAGAAAACGAGCCUGAAUCCGAUAAAUCAGCCGACGGGUCAAUGCUGACAAAAGCCUCUUUCGCACCCAUCAGUUUUGCCAUCAAACCCAAGGAAAACGACCUGCUUCCUUUAGAGAAAAACAGAGUGCGACUGGAUGAUGACUCUGACGAGGAUAAGCUGCUGGAGGAGGCGAGUCUAGAGGCUGUGAUGAGUGGGGUUGAAAUGGCUGUGAAGGAGGCGGUUCCAGCGAUCACACCUGAAGAAAAGAGAGCCACCCUCAGUUUGGAGGAACUGGAAGCAAAACAAGCCAAGCAGAAACUGGAGGAUCGUCUUGCAGCUGCAGCCAGGGAGAAGCUGGCCCAGGCGUCAAAGGAGUCCAAGGAGAAACAGCUGCAGGCGGAGCGGAAGAGGAAGGCAGCGCUCUUCCUACAGACUCUCCGUGGCCCCGCCGCUGGAGAGCCCGAGGCCAAGAGAGCCGAGCUAGAUGCAUAUGCACAACUUGAGAUGCAAGAAGCCUUGUCUGCUCUGUGUGAUCCUGCACCUGCUGAAGUCUAUCAGGCAACAACUUUUUGUCAUCAAAAUCAAAGGCACUCGGCAGAGAACAACGAAACCAAGCGCAGCAGGGAAAUCACCCACAUCUCAUCGUCCUCUUACUCCGGGUCCAAAGGCUCUGAUAGAGACAGAGAGCGAGACCGAGACCGUGACCGCAACAGAGAGCGAGACAGAGAAAGAGAUCGAGACAGAGACCGCAUCAAGGGGCGGGAUAAAGACAAAAAGAAAAAGAAACACAAGAGAAGGUCAAGAUCACGGUCUAGGUCGAGGUCUAGAUCGAAGACCAGCCACUCUCUCCCUAGUGCCUACAGACGAUCCCGUAGAUCCCGAUCUCGCUCACACUCGCCGGGGAGGAGGGACAGGAGGGGCCACUCAGCAGAAAGGAGGCGCGAUGAGAGAAAUCGCUAUCACCCCAGUAGCAGUUCCAGCUUGCAAAGAAGGCAUUCAAAGUCUAGGUCCCCUCCUGAAAAAGAAAAACGCUCCACGUUGUCUUCAAAAAACAUGCAAACUAUGGGCUCCUAUGUCUCCCCUUAUUCCUCACCCAGAGUUUUGUCCCAGUCUGCCAGCCCGGCAUCAAGCUUUGGCCAAUCCAGGGGCGCUUCUCAAGAGAAAGACAAGGCAGUGUCCUCAUCCAUAGUAUCCUCUGUGCAGUCCAAAAUAACUCAGGACCUGAUGGCCAAAGUGAGAGCCAUGCUGGCCACCUCCAAGACCUUCCAGCCCCCCACCUCCUAGAUACAACUUGACCUGCAGCCAUUUUCUCUGUUCCUUCAUGACCGUUGAUGUCAUCCGUCAGCGGGGCGUUCAGAUGAAGUCACACUGGAAAUGUUACGGGGCAUCCACAAUCUAAUGCUAAAUUUUUACUGAUUUAUUUGAUUGAUGUCAGUCAUUUUGACAGCAUUACCUGAAGCUGCUGUAAAUCUAAAUGACCUUCUAUGAAGGGUUAUGUUUUGAUAACUUCAUUCUUAAUUCUCUUUCUUCCUCCACAUCUCCUUCUCUCUGCUGCCGUCGCUCUUUCCUUUCUGCCCGGAGAAGCCGUUUUAUUUUUGUUUGUUUUUUAACUGAACAUGCUUUUCUCAGCUGUAGUAACGUGGCCUUUCUUUCUGUUCUUGGUUUGUACUGUAAUAACGUUAAUGCAGAACAACUUCCAUAAUCUGAUCAGUCAAUAAAGUUUCA
This is a messenger RNA of Oryzias latipes (Japanese medaka), 4328 nucleotides long. It is a transcript of the gene sfswap, whose product is annotated as splicing factor SWAP. NCBI's taxonomy places the organism in Eukaryota, Metazoa, Chordata, Actinopteri, Beloniformes, Adrianichthyidae. Gene Ontology annotation, biological process: RNA processing; mRNA 5'-splice site recognition. Gene Ontology annotation, molecular function: RNA binding. The record is from RefSeq and is a predicted model, not a curated record.